Teleopsis dalmanni is the source of this 3586-nucleotide messenger RNA. RefSeq names its product HEAT repeat-containing protein 6. NCBI's taxonomy places the organism in Eukaryota, Metazoa, Arthropoda, Insecta, Diptera, Diopsidae. The transcript is spliced from 3 exons. The record is from RefSeq and is a predicted model, not a curated record. The coding region runs from base 99 to 3251 and encodes 1050 amino acids.
UAUGGUUCGUUGUUAACAUAAAUGUUUGGAUUAGAGACGCAUAAAAAUCUAAAAUAAAAUAACUUUGACGAACUGAGCGAUAAUUGUUCUCUGUAAAAAUGACUCAAAUAGCUGAGUUGAAAGAAGUUGUUGACAAUGCAGAUAUAACGGUACUAGUUAAGUGUCUAGAAAGUUACAAUUCAUUAAAAUUUUUGGCUGACAUAGACGACUUAAUUAUUAGGAAGUUAUUUAAACGGUUGUUUUCAUCUUGGAAUGUAACUGAUGAGUUAGUUGCUUCUUCAGUAUAUUACAUAUUUGGAAAUUUGUUGGAGAUGCAUCCGAGUCAUUCUGUUGAAUAUUUACCACUGAUUUUUCACCCUAAUAACAUAACGUCACUUGAAAAAUUUUAUGAACUGAAUUCUGAUAAAUUUUUUGAAUGUUUGGUUAAAAUAAUUCAAAGUUUAGAAUUUGUCGCAAUUUCCCUUCAAGAAGCACAACUUUCAAAGUCGCAAAAACAAGUUUUUGAAACGGCAGCAAGCUUCAUUAUUAAGUUACAUUAUAAGAGCAUGAGGAGUGUAACUAAUAAUACGUGCUGUUUUGUUUACAGUUCCCUAAAAUUCUUACAAAAUGUAGUGACUCUUUGCUCUUCGUAUGCCAAGAUAUUCACUGCAGACUUACUUGGUAUUUAUCAAGCUUGUAUGCAAUGCGGAGUUACAGGUAUGAACGUUUGGUUAAUCCCGAAAAAAAUAUAUCCAUCUCAACGCAGUUUAUACAAUAGUCAUGACUCUAAACAUUAUGCUAAAGAGUGCAUAACACGAAAUGGAAGAAAACUAUCUAAAACAAAAAAAAUGCGCAAUAUUACAAAAGUAGUACGACAUCAAGAAAGUAUUCAAGAACAAAAUUUGAUUUCUGACGUAAAUUACUUAAACUGUAUGGCAAGCGAUGGAGACUCAUCUGACGCUGAAUAUGGCAGAAAACCCAACUCAGAAAUGCAUUCGGUAAUAGUCAAAAUUCGAGUCGCAUCAAUGAAUUUACUUGCUGCUGUUUGUAGAAAUUUGGAGCGCCAUGUAGUUUAUGGAUAUUAUUACAUGAUAUUUCCAAAUGAUUCGAAAGAUGUUAAUUAUAAUUUAAUUUAUCUAGCUAAAAGCGAUCCAAGUACGCAUUGCCGAGCAGCGGCUCUGCAAGUUGGUGCACAGAUACUUGCAGGUUCAAAAAUCUAUUUUAAUCAAGCGGAAUGUUCUGUAAGACGAAAUUGCAUAAACUUUUUUCCGUUUUCUCAAAGCUUGGGAAGUAUGAUAAAUGUUAUUUACAAUACAUUAUUUGCAAUAUUAAGUACAGAGGCAUCAACAUUUGUUCUAACACAAGCACUUAAGUGCCUCUCAGUAUUAGUACAGGCCACACCCUUUCAUAAACUAGAAACUGGAAUAGCGACAGGAAUUGUAAGUCAUACUCGUAAACUUAUCUGUCAUCGUGAUUGCAAUAUACAAGUUGCUGGACUAAUGGUGAUGGAGGUUUUAGUCUCAACAUCUAUAUUAACAACAGAAAUAGUGGAUAUAAUCGGAUUACCACAUACAGAUUCGGUACCAUUUAUUUCAAAUAAUAACCAGCAAGUUAAUAUGAUGAGUAAUGAACUAAACGAAGAAGGGUACGAGGAAUUUAUAGAAACAGAUGAGUCGCAAAAUGUCUAUAAUAAAUACAACAAUAAUAUAAACACUUCAGAAUCGUCAUGGUUGUUGCAACAUAUUAUAAAAAACAUGGACACUGACAGACAGCAGUCAAAUGUUCCUGCAUCCAUAUAUGUCAAAAGUAUUAACGUGUUAUCAGCAUUAUCCUGUCAUUUCGCUUUAUUAAAUACUCAUCUUCCAACAAUUGUAAAGGUUUUUCAAUAUGCUUUAGAGGAUCCACUAUUAGAUGUACAAUUAAAUGCAGCACGAUGCCUUGAAAAAUUUUCUUAUGAGAUGAGUCGAUAUAUAUCCAAUACAUCUGAUUUUAAUUGUUUCAAACUAACACAGACUUUUUGGGAAAUUUUAUUACCUAAAUUAGUUGUUUUAAUCAGUAACUCAGCACAGCAAAAUUCAGCUUUUAAAAAUUAUUUAUGUGGCAGUUUAGCUAAUAUUGGAAUUGUCAUUUAUGAACGUUUACCGUAUAUAUCAAAAAUAAGUUUAUUUAGUACUUUAUCUGGAAUAAGUAACAAUAGCGCAGAAAAUACAAUAGUGAGAGCAGCAGCAAUCCGAGCUUUGGCGGUACAUGUUGCAUUUCCAUCAAUACGGAAAAAUCUUGUGUUUGUAGAAAACACUGCCGACAUGACUUUGCAAUUUAUCAAUGAUGAAAACUUAUCAGUACGCGUCAGAGCAUUCUGGGCAAUGGCUAACGUUAGCGAUGCUUUAGUUGCUAAUUUUUACGUAAAAGAGCGGGUGUCAUUUGAUAUAUUGACUCGUUUAAUUGAAGCGUCCAAAAAUGCCUGUUACGACAACGAUAAAGUAAGAUGUAAUGCUGUUAGGGCACUUGGAAAUUUUCUUAGUAUUUUAACAGAAGAUAACUUUGACAACUAUGUUGGUAGAAAAAUGUUCAAUGAAUCGAUUAAAAAACUCGCACAUUGCAUAACAAGUUCAAGUAAUGCAAAAGUGAAAUGGAAUGCAUAUUAUGCUGUUGGCAAUAUUUUUCGAAAUAAUACAAUAUUUGUUGUCACAGAAAUAUAUUCAGAUUUAGAAUGGCAAGAUUCCCUUUAUACUACUUUAUGUCAUACAAUUGUUCAUCACUCCAACUUUAAAGUACGAAUAAGUGCUGCAAUUGCUAUAAAGUAUAUAAAAAUGCGUUCAUAUUUUCAAAACUACUUGAAUUUAAUCUGGUCUUCGUUACUUGCAGCUGUUGAAAAUUCUCAAGAUUCAGUAAAUUUAGAAGAACAUGAACACGUUGACAACUUACAAGAACAGUUAUGUUUAGCAAUUUCUCAUAUUAUUGGAAUAUCACGCCCGGAAGACUUUCCAAUGUUACAGAAAUGUUUGGCAGAAAAGGCUGAAAUCGUAUCAUAUGUUUGGUUACUUGUAUCAAAUCGAAUGAUACCUGAAAAGUCAGUACCAUUAAUUUCAUGCUCUAUAGUUUUAUACGAACGGAUUAAAAAUUUGAAUCAAUCAACAUCAGAUCAUUUAAAUGCGAUGGUUUAUGUUGCGAAAACGUUGAGUUUACAAGAAAUAUUUCCCUGCUUUAAUGACGUGAACACCAACUUUCGGUUUGAACAUCUCCCACACCAAACAAGUGUGAUUAAAAACUAAUAUAUCGUUAUUUUGAUCGAGAAAUAAGUGUUUAUGUCAAAUAUUUUGUAUUUUGUGGAUAAUUCAAUUGCAACUUCAAUUUCAAAGCAAAUAAAUUUAUGUACAUUCUUUGUAUUAUAAUAUUAUAUGCAGUUAUUUUUUUUAAAUUUAUAUUUUGUAAUAUAUAAGCGUAUUCUUAAAAUUAUUACUAUUUAUAAAAAUUAUAUAUAACAGAGUUUAAUAAUUUGGUUUCCAGCUUUGUUAUUUCCGUCUAUAGAUGGGUUAAGGAUAUUGCGUUUUAUAAAUAUAUAUUUGACUUUAUACAUUGCAAUACCAUUCCUACAAAAUAUAUUUAA